Molecule: messenger RNA, 1287 nt
Organism: Miniopterus natalensis
Lineage: Eukaryota; Metazoa; Chordata; Mammalia; Chiroptera; Miniopteridae
Source: RefSeq, a predicted model, not a curated record
AUGGUCACCAGUUCGGAUAAGUGCUGUGACGUGAGGUGCACUGUGGCGGACACGCCCGAAGUGGCCCCUGUUCCACCCAGCAGCUCAGGAACCCCAGAGGGGACCGAGAAAGGGAGCCGCCUGCUGCAGGCCAGCAGGGUGGGGAGAUGGAGCCCCCAUAGUGCCCCAGCCCCAGUGAGCACCACGGCUGAACCCGGGCUCAUUCCAGAUCUCGUUGCCAGGAUCCCCUGGCCCCGAUGGGCACUCGCGGCCAUUGCUGCCAUCGCCGUCCUCAUAGUUUCUUGCCUCCUCGGUGUCCUCUGCUGCUGCUGUCGCCGAGCCCGGAGGAGGAAGCCCAGAGACAAAGAGGCCGUGGGCCUGGGCAGUGCCCAAGGCACCACCACCGCCCACCUGGUACAGCCAGAGGUGGACGAUGUGGAGUCCAGCCCUGGGGGAGCCCAGCAGUGGGGGCGCCUGCGGCUCUCCCUGGAGUACGACUUUGGAAGCCAGGAGAUCAGGGUGGGCCCCAAGCAGGCAGUGGACCAGAGGCCGUGCCCCGGGGGCCACAGCAGACCUUACGCGCGCAUCAGCCUGUCCACCCAGGCCAGGGACACACACGAGACCAAGGUGCUCUGCCUCGUGUUCGAGGAGACCUGCUGCUUCCACGUUCCACCAGCGGGGUUGCCAGAAACCACAUUGCGGGUGCAGGUGCUGGACUUCAGGCGCUUCUCUGGCCAAGUCCUGGAGCUUUGGCAUCAGCUGGGUCCACCAGACACUGCCGAGGCCCAGCAGAUGGGUGAGUUGUGCUUCUUGCUCCAGUAUGUCCCCAGCUCAGGCCGGCUGACGGUGGUCGUGCUGGAGGCCCGGGGCCUGAGCCUGGGGCCGGCAGAGUCCUACGUGAAGGCCCAGCUCACGCUGAACAGGAGGGAGUGGAAGAAAAGAAAGACGUCUGCCAGGAAGGGCACAGCCACCCCCUGCUUCAAUGAGGUGCCCUUCAGCCAGAUCCAGAGUGUGGACCUGGUGCUGGCCGUCUGGGCCGGGAGCCUGGGGCUUCGGGCCGAGCCUGUGGGUAAGGUGGUGCUGGGUACCCAGGCCUCUGGUCAGCCCCUGCAGCACUGGGCGGAAAUGCUGGCCCAUGCCCGGCGGCCAAUUGCCCAGUGGCACCGCCUGCAACCCCUCAGGGAGGUAGACGGGGCCCUGGCCCCGCAGUCCCGCCUGCACUUGCCCUUGCCUGGCUCCUGAGAGCAUCCUUGAGCCUCAGUCUCCCCUGACUGAGCUGUGGGCACCUGUCCAGGCCACCCUGGGGCC